Messenger RNA from Apus apus (common swift), 822 nucleotides. RefSeq names its product exosome component 6 (gene EXOSC6). The coding region runs from base 1 to 822 and encodes 273 amino acids. NCBI's taxonomy places the organism in Eukaryota, Metazoa, Chordata, Aves, Apodiformes, Apodidae. Gene Ontology annotation, biological process: poly(A)-dependent snoRNA 3'-end processing; rRNA catabolic process; nuclear mRNA surveillance. The transcript has a single exon. The record is from RefSeq and is a predicted model, not a curated record. Gene Ontology annotation, cellular component: cytoplasmic exosome (RNase complex); nucleolus; nuclear exosome (RNase complex).
AUGCCUCUGGAUCACCGCCGCCUGUGCGGCCCGGAGGAAUCGCAGCCGCCGGAGGUUUGGGCAGCGGCCGCGGGGCUCCCGGAGGAGCAGGAGGAGGAGCAGGAGGGUGCGGGGCCGCGGGACCCCUGCGCGCUGCGGCCGCUGUUCGCGCGGGCCGGGCUGCUGAGCCAGGCGGAGGGCUCGGCCUACGUGGAGCUGAGCGGCGGCACCAAAGUGCUGUGCGCGGCUUGGGGCCCGCGGGAGGCGGCCGAGCCCGCCCCGGGAGGGGCCGGGCAGCUGCUCUGCGAGUUCCGCCGGGCUCCUUUCGCCGGGCGCGGGGCGCGGGGCCGGCCGGGCUCGGCGGCGGCGCGGGAGGCGGAGCGGGAGGCGGCGGCGGCGCUGCGGGAGGCGCUGGAGCCGGCGGUGCGGCUGGCGCGGUACCCGCGGGCGCGGCUGGCGGUCAGCGCGCUGCUGCUGCAGGACGGCGGCUCGGCGCUGGCGGCCGCGCUCAGCGCGGCGGGGCUGGCCCUGGCGGACGCGGGGGUGGAGAUGUACGACCUGCCGGUGGGUUGCGGGCUGUGCCGCGGGCCCGCGCAGCCCUGGCUGCUGCAGCCCGGCGAGCCCGAGGAGAGGCGGGCCGCGGCCAGGCUGACCCUGGCGCUGCUGCCCGCACUCAACCAGGUGUCGGCCGUGCUGGGCGCCGGGCAGGGCGGCGAGCCCGAGGACUGGGCGCAGGCGCUGCGGCUCGGCCUGGAUGGCUGUCACCGCCUCUACCCCGUGCUGCGGCAGAGCCUGCUCCGGGCCGCCCGCCGCCGGCACUGCGCGGCUGCCGGCACCGCCUGA